Molecule: messenger RNA, 737 nt
Organism: Ixodes scapularis (black-legged tick)
Lineage: Eukaryota; Metazoa; Arthropoda; Arachnida; Ixodida; Ixodidae
Product: boophilin-H2
Exons: 4
Coding region: 226-657 (143 amino acids)
Molecular function (GO): serine-type endopeptidase inhibitor activity
Source: RefSeq, a predicted model, not a curated record
GGUAUGUUCGCGCGCAACUAAAUGGAACAUGUAAGGUGUCCCCAUCGAGAUGUCUCGGCUCGCCACAUGACGGCGGUCCUUUUAUCGCGUGAGAUAGAGCAGGUGAGAGAUCCGCAACACCUCGAUAAGACGAUCGGAGCUCGGACAUAAAACAGCCGACUUUCCAUCCGGCCGGCAACACAGCGUCGUCGUAGAUUCACGGCUGCCAAGAAACGAACUGCCACCAUGAAGGCUGUCAUCUUGCUUUGCCUCGUCGGAGUCGUCGUGGCCCAGAGGAAUGCCAUCUGCAGGCUCCCCAAGGUGGUGGGACCCUGUAAGGCUGCCCUCCCUCGCUUCUACUUCAACUUAGACACCGGCCGAUGCGAGGACUUCAGGUACGGCGGCUGCAAGGGCAACGAGAACAACUUCCAGCUCAUCGAGGACUGCAAGAAAGCGUGCGAAGCUCCCGAGAGCACGGGCAAUGACUACGAGCACGCCGAUUUCGAGACCAGCUGCAAGGUGCCCGCCGAGGUGGGACCCUGCGCCGCGGGCAUGCGGCGCUGGUUCUUCAACGCCAACACCGGCGCCUGCGAAACCUUCCUCUACAGCGGCUGCGGGGGCAACGACAACAACUACGAGAGCCAGGAAGAGUGCGAGUUCGUCUGCCAGCCCCAAUGAAGUCCCCAUUUCGUCACCCCAGCCAUCACUCUUGGACCAGAAGUAUACCAAGAGGAGAAAUAAAAUGCACUCCACACGAA